Messenger RNA from Mixia osmundae IAM 14324, 4788 nucleotides. RefSeq lists its product as uncharacterized. Gene Ontology annotation, biological process: endosomal vesicle fusion; protein targeting to vacuole. The record is from RefSeq and is a predicted model, not a curated record. Gene Ontology annotation, cellular component: late endosome; HOPS complex. NCBI's taxonomy places the organism in Eukaryota, Fungi, Basidiomycota, Mixiomycetes, Mixiales, Mixiaceae. The transcript has 5 exons. Gene Ontology annotation, molecular function: protein binding. The coding region runs from base 1 to 4788 and encodes 1595 amino acids.
AUGAGCCGGUUCGGCAGGCCGCCAGUCGUCGGGAAGGGCAGCACGACGGGCAUGAACGGCUCGUCCAAGUGGUCAACAGAGCAUCUCGAGGAGGAGCCAGCAAGGUCAAGCCCCAAGCUCAAGCUCGACGUAGAGCAAGAACCGCAGUCAUUCGCUGGCGCCAAUCACAACGGGCAUAGCUCGUCCUCAGCUUCACCGACGACGCCAAAAGCUCGGACCCAUGCAUUUGUGCCUGCGCUGCAGCUCGAAGACGAUACACAAGCCAUCAGGCCGCUGGAUGCCAACGACACAGCCCAGGAUGAGACCUUCAAAGUCGGUCAGCCGGCAUCUGCGAGUACCGUGCCUCAGUCAAGCGAGGCAGAGGCGGGCUUUACGCUCCAUCACCUCGAACAAGCUCCGCCGGUCGCUCGAGGGCCAGGCAGUUCCGACGGUUCUGACCGAGCCGCCAAUGGCCAUGCCACGCCUAUCGAGGACUUGUCUGCAUCGACGUCAACCCUAGGCGCGCCCGAGCGGUUCGCCACGCCCAGAUUGCCCCAGAGAAAACAGAGACCGGCGUUCAUGCAUGCACAAGUGUCUCGAUUGCGUUCGAUCUCAGCACAGUCUAGUGAUGUUGCUACCGGCAUCCGGAGACUGCCCUCGCAGACUUCGCUGGCCUCUGUUGCGACUGGCGCUUCUGAUCUGCCGCGGCGUCAGGGACCGGUCUUCUCGCCUUCUGUUUCCGUGCUCGAUCAUCUGUCUGAAGCAGGCGACUCUUCCCUGCGGCACGACAGGCUGCUCGAUGUGACAGGCCAGGAUCAAUCUGGCCAGACGUCUGCAGCUGCCUCAACUGCCAGUUUGACAGGGAUAGCGUCCGCGUUGCAACGAUCCGAUCCGUUCAGAUGGACGCCUCUACGCAAAGUAUCCGCGCGAGCUUUUCAAACACGUCCAAGAAGAAGCGCACAGCAACCCACCAACGUUGCGCUCUCUCACUUAGCCCUGCUGGGUGCGCCAACGACCUUGGCGGCAAACGGCUUCAUCGCCAUCGGACAUGAACGAGGUUGGGUAUCUGUCUUUGAUUACACGCAGACUCUGCGCUGCAUCGCCGGCUCUGAAGCCAUCGCCAAUGAAGCGGGCGCAGUCACCGCUCUGGCAAUCUCGCACGACCACUCCUUCCUCGCCGUUGGACAUGCAAAUGGCGCAAUACAUCUUUACGACGUCACGAAGCCUGCUCAACCCGCUAGAAGCGUACCACCUACUACGCUCGAUCUGGUCGUCGCAGGCCGGGCAGAGGGUCACCUUAUUGGAAGCAAGAUCACAAGACUCGGAUUUGUUGGGCUACGGCAUACUGCCAUCGUCUCCUCUGACGAGUCAGGCCUAACCUUUUACCAUUCGCUCGGUAAAGUCUUCGGCCUGGCUAAUACAGAUGUCGUCAGGAUACUAGGACAAUACCCUAGUGAUUCCUCGAGGAUCGUUUCGACAAGGCGACCAUCCGAUCCGCAGACAACUGCGAUAGAUCAUGUUGGCUUCAAGAUGCCCAGACGGCGUAAGCCGAUCUCAGUCAUCGACAUGGCGCCUUUGCCACUUGGUCCCUUGCCACACACCUCUGAUGACCUAGCUCUCGUAGCGAUCAUCACAGCGAGCAAAAUCCUCAUAGCUGGCCUCAAGCCUAGCCCGCGAACCUGGUGGCGAGCCGUGCGGGAGGAUUCGAAGCCAGACGCUUUCGGUGCUUUAGCCUGGUUCCCUUGCCGUGCAGCGCUUGCAGAUGAAGCGGGCGACGCCGCCCGGGAUCCAUUGCUAGCUUAUGCUUGGGGUAACCAAGUCUACUUUGUCCACGUAGCUGCUGCAACACCUGCUGAAUCGCCAGAUAAAAAGGCCGCGCCCCAGCUCAUCUUUCGGCAAGGCAGCUCGUGGCAAAGCCGUGACAAUAUAAUUGAUCUCUUAUGGAUCUCACCCAGGGCUCUCCUCGUGGUCAGCACAGUCAGUAUGGAGAUCAUAGAUCCAACGACGAAACAACGUACUGCUCGAGGACGGCCCAAUUUCGCUUUCCUUCCCUCUGGCGAUCCGCCAAGAGAUGUCGUAGCGCAGCGAAGCGACGGAGAAGCGUCUCUGCAGACCCUGCGUGCUCACAAAGGCAAAGUCUUCUGGCUUACAUCAGUCGAUCUGCAAGUCGGCAUACCCUUCUCCUGGGCAGAUCGCGUGCUCGAGCUCGUCAAUAGUAGCCGCUUGCUCGAAGCUAUCGAACUCACCACAGCAUACUAUAAAGGCGAGGCGCAAGGCGGAACGAGCGGUCUGCCCGAAGAUGACGCUCUGCGGCGCGAUACAGUACGACCCAAGCUCUUUGAGAUUAUGAACGCCUCCCUACGUUACUGCUUCUCCGAAGAGCGAAUGAUCAGUCAGCACGCAAGCUCGGACGGCCGCGGCGUCGAUCGCAGCAGCUUAUUCGAGGGUCUUGUCGGCGUCUGCACCCGCGCCUGCUUAGCGCUGAACGAGCAUGACUACUUGUUCAACGAUGUCUUCGAAGCGUAUUUGGAGCAUGGUAUAGAGAGCAUCUAUCUUGCACGCAUUGAACCUUUCAUAUUGGCCGACAAGCUGCCAAGACCGCCUAUACCAAUCGUACAGCGACUCGUCGACAUGCACGAGCGGGCAGGCGAAGAGAGAGAAGCAGAGCAAAUCCUAUGGCACGUCGAUGCGGACUGUCUCGACAUCGAUCAAGCAAUACAGCUCUGUAGGAGGCAUAAUUUACAAGAUGCACUGAUCUACGUCUACUCGCAAUCAAUGCUUGACUACAUUACCCCUCUGGUCGAGCUGAUCGGCAUGAUCGCUGGCAUUCUGCGUCGGCGCGAAGACGCAUUGCACAACUCUGAGCGGAACGACGCAGAAACGACAGCAUCGCAAGCGUACAAGAUUUUUCCGUACCUAUCGGACGUACUGUCCGGACUUGUGUACCCCAGCAAACGCGUCAUUGAAGUCACGGCAGCCAAUCGCGCUCGAAGGUUGCUAUAUGGCUUCCUGCUCUCUAGACGAAGCAUCGCGUGGCCGCGUGGCGCAGCCGACAGCGUGCUGACUACUACAUCCCUCGAAGACGAGCCGAUAUAUCCCUACGCGACGGCACUACUACGCUUCGAUGCUGAAGCGAUGCUAGAUGUGCUAGAUCUCGCAUUCGAGGAUAGCUUCCUCAAUCAGGAGUCCUCUCGUAUGGAUACGCUCAGCCGGCAAGGCAUAAUCGACGUGCUUCUCGAUGUUGCCAGUCAAACCGAUACAAGGCUUCUCGAAAGCGAUCUGACCUUCCUGCAUAUCUUUGUCGCUCGAAAUUUGCCCAAGUAUCCGCAGUUCAUUAGCCUCUCACGCACGGCGUAUUGGACGAUCUUUCAACACUUGACGAGCGAUCCCGAUCUGAGCACAUACGCCGAUAGACAGCUCGCGAUCGAGUACCUUCUAUCGGUUUAUGCACCUGAUGACCACGAUGAGGAAUCAGUCAGAUUGCUGGAAAGUGCUGGCUUCUACCGCAUACUCAAGUCGCGACAUCGGCACAAACGUGAUUGGCCAGCAUACGUCGAGGUACUUCUGGCGGACGAAGACGAUAACGAUGGGCUCUUCGCCGAUCUCGACGCGGCUUUGUCAGACACCAAUGUCACUGAUAUACGAAGCGUACAAAGCAAGAUUUUCGAGGGCAUGCCGACCUUAAUUGCUCAUGGAGCUCAAGAGGCAGUGGCAUUCGUCGAGACCAAGAUGUCUUCGAACCACAAUGCUGCAAUUGCUGCCCUGCAUGACGCGCCCAAUUUGCGAUAUGCGUACCUUCGAGCUCUGUUACAUCCGCUUGACGAUCUUGACAACCCUUUACCAGACGUCGCUGGUAUUGUUCAGCUCGAGCCACAAUAUCAGGAUCAGUUCUUGGAUGAUCUCUGCGAAUACGACCCAGGCGAAGUGCUGCAAUACCUCACAUAUCACUCGCGAGCGGCCACAGUGCAUGCGCAGGAGAUUUGCCGCAGCCACAACGUCUACGACGCCUCUGUCUGGCUCAGUCACCGGCUCCGAGGCAGCGCAGCUGCACUCACUACUUUCAGCUGGUGUAUGGAGCACGCGACAGAUCCUCUGUCAGACGCGUAUGGUGACGGCGAGGCGCUCAUCGGACAGGCUUGCAAAGUGGCUUGCGAAGUUUGCGCCGCAGAUGAUCAAGAGCAAGCAGCGACUGAUGCUUGGCACGCGCUGCUCUCGUCGAUCAUGAGCACAGCUGCAUCUACCAGCUCGAAGGGCGAACUGUAUUCGCUGACGACUAGUGUGCUCAAUCAGGCCCUACUCGCGCUCGUUGCCAAUGCAACACGUCAACGAGUCGCCCUGCCUGCCCUAAUGCGUCAGCUGAUCGAGGAUCUAUCUCGGUCAAGGUCGAGCAGUGCGGGUAUCCAAUAUUCGGCGUUCCGGACGGUAGUAAGCACAAUGAUCGAUACAUGUCGCUCGGAAACCGAUCUUUUGACUGCCACGAGCAAUCUGACGGCGCAAGACGUCUGGGACCAGACCGAACUGCUCUUCGUCGAGCGUGAACUGGGCUGGCGAAGUCGCUCUCGAGUCUGCAGUGUGUGUCAGUCAGAGCUUGUCGAGCGCAAGCAGGAGAGCGACUUUGAUCUCAUCCGGCCCCGUGCAUUGAGCAUGGUCUCUCAAGCAAGUCAAAAGUCGCUUCAAUCACCAAAGAUGUCGCUCAAAGGCAAGGAGGUCGAUUGGGGCGCUGCACCUCGGCAGCCCGAGACGGAGCAGAAAUCGAUCGUCAUUAUGCGAGAUGGCCGGGUCAUGCAUGCUCACUGCUUCGGUCGUUAG